Molecule: messenger RNA, 1250 nt
Organism: Drosophila mojavensis
Lineage: Eukaryota; Metazoa; Arthropoda; Insecta; Diptera; Drosophilidae
Gene: mRpL45
Product: probable 39S ribosomal protein L45, mitochondrial
Exons: 2
Coding region: 76-1164 (362 amino acids)
Cellular component (GO): mitochondrion
Source: RefSeq, a predicted model, not a curated record
UCGAUAGCUGAUUGUAUAAGCAUGCAGUAAGCAUUUAAGUUCCGUGGUUUUAGAAAAAAAAGAGUCGAAUUAGCCAUGGAAAAACUAGUAUGCGCCAGCAAGAAACUCAUCCAGAUGCAGAUGCCGCAGGUUGCAACAUCUGGAGUGCGUGCGUUGCUUCCGGGCUUACAAAAUGCGUGUCAAUUACAGCAGGUGCGCCAUCGACAAACUAAACACUGGAAGCCCGAGUUUAAGAGGUUGCGCAAGCUAAAGUUUGUGAAAAUUGACUUGCCUAAUUUACGCGAGAAACCUGAAGAUGUGAGCAAGGAGGAGAUGCGUAGCCGUAUGAAAGAACGUGGUGUAUUGCCUCCUCGCCCAUGGAUGGAACGUCCGUUUCACAUCAGUUGCACGGGUGGAAUAUUUGAGGCAUACGUACCCCCCGAAGGGGAUGGCAAGAAGUCUAUCAUAUCCUCUUCGGGCGCUAAGCAGAAACUAGAAUUUCUUGAGAAGAAAUCGAAGAGCCUUAUGGCCAUACGAAAAAUACGGUCUUACGAGGAGAAUUUCAGCACCGAUGACUUUGGCGCACAAGCCCAAGAGAUCUACAUAGCAGCGCAUACACAUAUGGCAGCAAAGGAGAAGUAUAAGAUCAGAGAGUUUGUGAGCGAACGCUGUUAUCCUGAAAUGAUGCACAAUGUUAAGGAUAAGACAAUACAUUGGCGUUUCCUGCAAUCGUUAGAGCCACCUCGUGUUGUGCAUGCGCGCGUCACUGAAGUGAUCACCAAGGAAAAUCAGUUUGCCCAGGUCACAGUACGCUUUCACACCCAACAAAUGCUGGCUAUAUAUGAUCGAUUUGGUCGACUGAUGCAUGGUAGUGAGAUUCUUAGCAAGGAUGUACUGGAGUAUGUUGUGUUUGAAAAACACAUUUCCAAUGAGUACGGGAAAUGGCGAUUACAUGACAAGAUCAUUCCCGAUUGGCUACCAGCGAAGCAACCAGCACCCAUUACGUAUCGUAUCACUGACGAAAUUGUUGAGGAAACGACGAAAGAGCUUAGCGCCGAUGACCAACCAAAGCAAUUGGAAUCCACCACAAAUCAACAGGCGGAACAGCUUAACAUGAGCAGCGCCCAAGUAACACCAACAACUCAGACGACUGAGCAGGGCGCUAAACCCACUCUGUCCAUUUGAUUGUACUUUCUGUGGGCCGCCUGGCGGCUCAGAAGACUUCGCGUUGACAUUGUACAAUAACGUUAAUCGAAACUUCAUAAAACCAA